UCUGAAGUUUCGGGGGCCGCGGACAGCCCGGCCCCGAUAAACAGCGAGGCCUUGGUGACGCCCGGAGAUGAACGCGGCGGCGGCCUGGGGCCCAGAACGCAGCGCCCGCCUCCAGUUCCCGCGGCCCCCUCUCCCCACUGCGUUCCCGAGCUCGCCCCGGAGGUGUGGGGUGCCGUUUAAGGAGAGGCCCCGCCGUCGGCUCUCACCCCGGCGGCUGUUACACACUCCGUGCUCGUUAGGACUCGAUGGUUGCGACCCGCGAAGAUUGGCCAAAGAAAAAAUGAUGUAUGAAAAAGAAGCAAAACAACAAGAAGAAAAGAUUGAAAAAAUGAAAGCUGAAGAUAGUGAAAAUUAUGCCCUUAAAAAGCAGGCAGAGAUCCUGCAAGAGUCCCGGAUGAUGAUCCCAGAUUGUCAGCGCAGGUUGGAAGCUGCAUAUACUGAUCUUCUGCAGAUAUUAGAAAAUGAAAAAGAAUUGGAAGAAGCUGAGGAAUAUAAAGAAGCACGUUUAGUACUGGAUUCAGUGAAGUUAGAGGUACUGAUGAGAAGCAGCAAAAAGCUUACCAUUCUGUGAAGGAUUAUUCCUGGGAAUUUCUGACACAUUCUGCUUACAUUUUUAUGGCCAAGAGGCACAUUAAAUUAAGAACA
Messenger RNA from Myotis myotis, 645 nucleotides. RefSeq names its product tubulin folding cofactor A (gene TBCA). The record is from RefSeq and is a predicted model, not a curated record. Gene Ontology annotation, biological process: post-chaperonin tubulin folding pathway; tubulin complex assembly. The transcript is spliced from 5 exons. Gene Ontology annotation, molecular function: beta-tubulin binding. Gene Ontology annotation, cellular component: cytosol; microtubule cytoskeleton. Lineage: Eukaryota; Metazoa; Chordata; Mammalia; Chiroptera; Vespertilionidae. Bases 68 to 571 code for a protein of 167 amino acids.